Molecule: messenger RNA, 1638 nt
Organism: Angiostrongylus costaricensis
Lineage: Eukaryota; Metazoa; Nematoda; Chromadorea; Rhabditida; Metastrongylidae
Source: the annotation of a GenBank genome assembly
AUGGCGGGCGGUGGGGAAGAGCACACCGCGCAUUCAUCCGCGCAAGAUGAUGCGAAAGAUUCAGAAUCCGAUGGUGAUGCUGCUGAAGAUAUUCUGGAGGAGUCUCCUUGUAAGCGGUGGUCAAAGCGACGUGAACAGGUUAAGCAGAGGGAUGUCCCGGGGAUUGAUGUUGCCUAUCUUGCAAUGGACAAUGAGACAGGGAAUGAGGUGGUGUGGAAUGAAGUUCAAUUCUCAGAACGCAAAAAUUUUCGUGCUCAAGAGGAGAAGAUUAAUGCGGUGUUUGACAAGCUUACACAACUGGUACAUACCAACCUCGUCAAGUUCCACAAGUACUGGACCGAUGCAAAACCAGAGAAGCCCAGAAUAAUAUUUAUUACGGAGUAUAUGUCAUCAGGAUCAAUGUCGUUAUUUUUGCAACGUACAAGAAAAUCAGGGUCUCCAUUGAGCAUCAAGGCCUGGAAAAAGUGGACAACGCAGAUAUUAUCUGCUCUUAAUUAUUUGCAUUCAUGUGCACCACCGAUUACCCAUGGAAAUCUUACAUGCAACACAGUGUUCAUCCAACAGAACGGCCUGAUAAAGAUUGGAUGUGUUGCUCCCGACGCCAUCAAUCAUCACGUUAAGACUUGCCGUGACAAUAUAAAAAAUAUGCACUAUAUGGCUCCAGAAUACGAAUGUAAGCUUAAUUGCACUGAAGUUACGCCUGCUGCUGAUAUAUACUCAUUCGGUGUGUGUGCUGUUGAGAUUGCUGUUUUGGGUGGUCUAUCAGGUUGCCAAAACGGUGGUACAGACGGGCCAAUCAGUCGAGAAUGUAUUGAGAAGGCUGUUCGCUCUCUUGAAGACGAAAAACAAAGAGACUUCGUUGAGCUUUGUCUACAAAAAGACCCGUUAAAGAGGCCGACGGCACGGCAGUUAUUAUUUCAUCCCAUUCUGUUUGAGGUACACUCCUUAAAACUACUAGCGGCCCACAAAAUUGUGGAGUCCAAAAUAUUUGACGAUUUGCCUGCGGACGCCUUUCGUGUUCCCGACAUUGAAAAGGUUGCUGCGGUUGCUCGGAGAGAAUGCGCCGUUCGAGAAAUGGCUUACUGUCAAGUGCCUGCAUUCCAGCAUGACCUGGAAAAGAUCGUUGAGGAUGUGAGGAAUGGAAUUUAUCCAUUGACUGCUUUCGCUCCAUUAGCUCAUCAACCUCUUAAACCUACGCCUUCGACAUCCUCUAAUGCAGCAACCUCUUUGCCCAGUGUAUCAGAACCGACAGAUACGGUCAACUCUUCGCCUACUGCCAGCGACGAAUCGAUUCAGCAUCGUGAAAGUAGGACGAUUCGAUAUAUCCUGUUACUUGUUUAUUUACCCGUAUUCAUUGUAACUUCUAGUGAACUGUCCAUAUGGUUGCAAUUAGAGGAUAUGAUGAAUCGUCAACUCACUACCGAAUUCUCUCACGAUGAAAAUCCAAACAUGCUCACACAGGACCUCGUAACGCAUGGAUUUAUUUGCGAGGUUUUUUUUUCUACAUAUCACUACUAUUUCUGUAAUUGCCCGCAGGGUCUCCCAAGUUGGAAGGAACGCCUGGUGGAAACGCCAGAAAGCACGACUAAGAGUGAACCAAAACCAAUAUCCGGAUUCACCACCGUCGUAUCAUGCUAG